AUGGGGGACUGGAGUUUCCUGGGGAACAUCUUGGAGGAGGUUAAUGAGCACUCCACGGUCAUCGGCCGCGUAUGGCUCACGGUGCUUUUCAUCUUUCGGAUCCUCAUCCUCGGCACUGCAGCAGAGUUCGUGUGGGGGGAUGAGCAGUCUGACUUCGUGUGCAACACCCAGCAGCCAGGUUGCGAGAACGUCUGCUACGACGAGGCCUUCCCCAUCUCCCACAUCCGUCUCUGGGUCCUGCAGAUCAUCUUCGUCUCCACGCCGUCGCUGGUGUACGUGGGGCACGCGGUGCACCACGUCCGCAUGGAGGAGAAGCGCAAGGAGCGCGAGGCCGAGGAGCUGAGCCAGCAGUCGCCGGGCAACGGCGGCGAGAGGGCGCCCCUAGCGGCGGACCAGGGCAGCGUCAAGAAGAGCAGCAGCAGCAGCAAAGGCACCAAGAAGUUCCGGCUGGAGGGGACCCUGCUGAGGACCUACGUCUGCCACAUCAUCUUCAAGACCCUCUUUGAGGUGGGCUUCAUCGUGGGCCACUACUUCCUGUAUGGUUUCCGGAUCCUGCCCCUCUACCGCUGCAGCCGGUGGCCCUGCCCCAACGUGGUGGACUGCUUUGUGUCACGACCCACCGAGAAAACCAUCUUCAUCCUCUUCAUGCUCUCCGUGGCCUCCGUGUCCCUCUUUCUCAAUAUUCUGGAGCUGAGCCACCUGAGCCUGAAGAAAAUCCGAUCCGCCUUCAAGAGGCCGGUGGAGCAGCCACUGGGGGAGAUUCCUGAAAAGUCCCUCCACUCCAUUGCCGUCUCCUCCAUCCAGAAGGCCAAGGGCUACCAGCUCCUCGAAGAAGAGAAAAUCGUGUCCCAUUAUUUCCCUUUGACGGAGGUGGGGAUGGUGGAGGCCACCCCCCUUUCUGCCAAGCCUUUCAGUCAGUUCGAGGAGAAGGUGGGCCCGGGGCCCCUGGGAGACUUGUCCAGGGCCUACCAGGAGACACUGCCUUCCUACGCUCAGGUGGGCGCCCAGGAGGCAGUCGCGGAGGGGCAGCCGGUAGAGGCGGCCGCGGAACUAGAGGUGGGUGAGAAGAGUCAGGAGGCAGAGAGAGUGAGCACAGAAGGCCAAGAGACCCUGGCCGUGCUGGAAGCGGAGAAAGUGGAGCCCCCCGAAGUGGAGGAGGAGGUUGAGAAAGAAGAGCCGCCGCCUGAGAAGGUAUCAAAGCAAGAGCUGACGCCUGAGAAGGCGCCUUCGCUGUGUGCGGAGCUGCCGGGGGAAGACACCAGACCCCUGAGCAGGCUGAGCAAAGCCAGCAGCCGGGCCAGGUCAGACGAUCUCACCGUGUGAAGCGGUGCCAAAGAGAGAAAGAAAACGCCUGAGCUAGCUAACACACGGCAAGAUGAAACCUAAAGUUGCCGACACGAUUUGAGUCUUCUCUCCCUCCCCUCACACCCACCCUGGUUGGACGGGCACCGUGGUAGAACUGUGCAUGCCCUACAACCAGGAAACUGCCUUUCCCGGGUACAAAGGCUACCCAGAUAAACCCAU
Messenger RNA from Cervus elaphus (red deer), 1524 nucleotides. RefSeq names its product gap junction protein alpha 8 (gene GJA8). The transcript has a single exon. Bases 1 to 1323 code for a protein of 440 amino acids. Gene Ontology annotation, cellular component: connexin complex. NCBI's taxonomy places the organism in Eukaryota, Metazoa, Chordata, Mammalia, Artiodactyla, Cervidae. The record is from RefSeq and is a predicted model, not a curated record. Gene Ontology annotation, biological process: cell communication.